AUGUCACUUUCAACCCUACGCCAAUCUUCCAUCUCUCGCUUCUAUCCUGUCAUCAUUCCCGUCGUUGCUGUCGCUGCGUCCCUUGUCGCAUACCAGAUCAUUUACAACUCCUCCCGCCCUGUAGCCAAACGUUUAAAGCGCUCCAAUGCUCGGAGAGUUUCACGUCGCUCCGGAAGGAGGGCUAAUAGUGGCUCGAAUCAGAAUUCUGCAGCUUCGUCGAGCACAGCUGAUCCGGAAAUUGGCGCUAUCAUAGCGGAUGAGCACGAGCAACUUGGUGAAAUAGAAAUUCCGGAGUCUAUGCAUGAAACACUUAUAGAGGCUGCUACUGUUGCCCAAGAAGCUCGUGGUGCUGGAAGAGGUGCGGAUAAUGAUAGUGACUUCUCAUAUACGCCAGACACAAAAGAAAAUCAGAAUCUUUUAAAUUUAUUAUACUUAAUUGCUGAAGAUCAAUCCAAACGUGAUUCAUAUGUUCACCGCGGAGUAACAUGUAAUAGUUGUAAUAUAAUGCCAAUCCGUGGUAUCCGCUAUCGUUGCGCAAACUGUGUCGAUUUUGAUCUUUGCGAACAUUGCGAAGCACUCGACUCCCACCCCAAAACCCAUCUUUUCUACAAAGUUCGAAUUCCCGCCCCAUUCUUGGGGAAUCCGAGGCAGGCACAGACACCAUGGUACCCCGGAAAACCUGGGCUCAUGCCACAAAUACUACCACAGAACGUUGUAAAGAUAUUUGGUGGCGAAACGGGAUUCGAACCACCCGAAAUUGAGGCCCUCUACGAACAGUUCAAAUGUCUUGCCGCCACCGAAUACGUUAGUGAUCCUCUUCACCUCCAUGGUGCAAUUUCCCGCCAAACAUUUGACAAAUGUUUCGUCCCAAACACUCACGUGCGCCCUCCGCCCCCAAACCUUAUAUACGACCGCAUGUUUGCCUUCUAUGACACCGAUAACAACGGCCUCAUUGGCUUCGAAGAGUUUGUUCGCGGCCUUUCCGCACUGAACCACAACAAGAGCCGCAACCCUGAGAAAUUAAAGAGGAUCUUCAAGGGCUAUGACCUCGACGGCGACGGGUAUGUCGACCGUAAUGACUUCCUCCGUAUGUUCCGCGCUUUCUAUGCCCUAAGUAAAGACCUGGUAAAGGACAUGGUAGCAUCUAUGGAAGACGACAUGCUCGAGUCAAACCAAGCCGCCAACGUACUGGUAGGCUCACAGCCAAUCUCUGCCGCGUUCUCUGGCACUAUUCCAACUGGUACGCGCCGCGCGGGGAAGGGUGACGAGGAGGCAUGGGAAGCCGACUCAGACGCUGAUAUGAACCCCGUUGUCCUUCCCUCCGGCGACGACCGGCUUUCCCGCAGCGAUGUAUCCCAUCAUUCGCACGCGCCUAGAGAGGUUGACCAGACAUAUGCGGAUUGGCUUGCCGCUGGCGAAGAUAGUAUCUCUGCGGCUGCGGUUGCCGCUACGAUGCCAAGUCUAGAUACAGGAUCGUCCGAAUCAGAGUCCUCUCCGGCCGACAGGGAGGAGGCAAGGCGGAGAGAGUUCAUGGAUGACGAUGAUGAUGACGACAGUGGUGUUGGAGGCGAGGAACAGGAUGUAGGGAGUGAGAUCUUAUACCACAUCACCCAGCGGGGCCUCAACGAGCUCCUUGAUUACCUUUUCUCCGUAAAGGAAGAACAGGCACAAGAGUCGCGCAAGACAACCAACCCAUACCUCAUUGAAACUCCGAUCCCGCAUACCCCUGAGGAGCCGGUUGAAGGAGAGGAGUACAAGAAGAAAGAGCCCACGCCGCAGGAAAAGGAGGCUGCUGAGCGUGCGAUGUAUGCUGCAGAAAUCAGGGAGCGAGGUGGCCCCGGAAGGAUCAAUUUCGAGGAGUUUGAGGACAUCAUGAGGGGCGCGCAUGCGAGCGAUCUGGGUUUCGUGGGGACCUGGAUCGAUAUGGCGAGUUUCUAA
Morchella importuna is the source of this 1938-nucleotide messenger RNA. RefSeq lists its product as uncharacterized. Bases 1 to 1938 code for a protein of 645 amino acids. NCBI's taxonomy places the organism in Eukaryota, Fungi, Ascomycota, Pezizomycetes, Pezizales, Morchellaceae. The record is from RefSeq and is a predicted model, not a curated record. Gene Ontology annotation, cellular component: intracellular membrane-bounded organelle; membrane; cytosol. Gene Ontology annotation, molecular function: zinc ion binding; calcium ion binding. The transcript has 3 exons.